GGCAUUCUGCAUACUGGCUAGUGUGAUAGGGGAAAAAAGGCCGGGGAGCUGUUCGCAACUGUUCUGCUACUUGGAUGGGAUAGGCGAUGCGUAUCGGACGUAUGGGGGCCUAACAUGGUGGAAAUAUGAUGAGCAGUUUCGGCAACGCUUGGCGGCCAACCCUACCAUGCGGUGGGACCAAAUGGACCUGCCGCUAUGGAUGAGGAUUAUGAUGGCACAGAAGGCUGCGCCCUUUCUCGGGGCAGCUGGGACAGCCUCAGGCGUGGCCGUGCCAGCGGGACAAAAGAAGGGCCUGUGCUGGACGUACAACGAGGGUCAAUGCAAGUGGGGUACUUCAUGCCGAUUUAGGCACGAGUGUUCGGGCUGCGGAGGGAAUCCCGGCGCCAGCAGAUGCUUCAAGAAAGGUAAGCUUAAUGCAGUGGGUGGAACCGCAGGGGUGGCGGCCACCUCGGCUGCAACUGGGGGCGUCCCCAGUGAGGUUAGGCGCGAUGUUGCCUUGGCUAAGGCAAUACGCUAACCAGGAGGAUGCAGCGUUCCUGUGGCGGGGUUUUAGGGAGGGCUUCGUGAUCCCCUUCACGGUUAAGGAACCAGGGGCGGUUUGUGCCAAUCUUAAAUCGGUGCGGGAACGCCCGGAGGUAGUGCGGGAAAAGCUGGCCAAAGAGGUCCUUUUGGGGAGGAUGGCGGGGCCGUUCCCGUACCCGCCUCUAGCAGAGUUGCGGAUAUCCCCACUUGGAGUGGUCCCCAAAAAAGAGGCUGGCAAAUUCAGGUUGAUUCAUCACUUAUCGUAUCCUAAAGGGUCAUCGGUGAAUGAUGACAUCGACGCAGCACUCUGUUCAGUAUCUUACACAUCAUUCGACAGGGCAGUCGAGUUGGUACGGAGAGCUGGGCGGGGAGCGCUGAUGGCGAAGGUGGACGUGGAGGCAGCGUUUCGGCUGCUUCCCAUACACCCGUCAUGUCAUCACCUCUUGGGGUGUUGUUUUGAAGGGGGCUUCUUUGUGGAUCUGUGCUUGCCGAUGGGUUGUUCCAUCUCGUGCGCCUAUUUCGAGAAGUUUAGCACUUUUCUGGAAUGGGUAGUGCGACGGGAAUCGGCCGGGGGCACGGUUGUGCACUACCUGGACGACUUCUUAUGUGUCGGCCCUCGAGGCUCAGACCGGUGCAAGCAGAUACUACGGGUGUUCCAAUGGGUAGCGCAGACGAUGGGGGUUCCUUUGGCGGAGGACAAGACCGUGGGACCCGCCACGUGUCUCAGUUUUCUGGGUUUGGAGAUCGAUUCGGAGAUCGGGGAAUGUAGAUUACCACAGGACAAGUUGCACAAACUGAAAGAUUUGGUUCACACAAUCGGGAGAGCACGGAAGGUGACGCUGAGGGGCUUACAGUCUCUGGUAGGGAGCCUGAACUUUGCGUGCAGGGUCAUACCCAUGGGGAGGGUUUUCUGUAGACGGUUGGCGCGGGCGACGAGCGGGAUACGGAUGCCGUCACACUAUGUCAGGGUUUCCGCGGACAUGAAGGCGGACUUAGAGGUGUGGGAUCGUUUUUUGAGGGACUUCAAUGGCAAGGCCUUUUUUCGGGAGCAAGUGGUGUCUUCGGAAGCAGUGGGGCUGUUUACGGACGCUUCGGGCAGCGUGGGGUUCGGGGCUUACUUUUCGGGGCAGUGGUGUGCCGAGGCAUGGCCCGAGGCAUGGAAGGCGAGCCCAUUGAUCAAGAAUCUGGCAUUUCUGGAACUCUUCCCUGUGGUGGUUGCGGUAGCGUUGUGGGGAGCUGAAUUAGCAAACAAGCGAGUCGUGUUUUAUUCGGACAAUAUGGCCGUGGUGCAGGCAAUCAAUAGUUUGUCGGCAUCUUCGCUUCCGGUCUUAUGCCUACUGCGGCAUUUGGUGCUCCUCUGCAUGUCUUCCAAUUUAGUAUUCAGGGCUAGGCACAUUCCGGGAUUCUCAAAUGUGGUGGCUGAUGCGCUUUCUCGUUUUCAGUGGGAUCGUUUUCGGGAAGCGGCUCCAGAGGCACGGGAAUACGGGCAGGCCUGCCCAGACGAGAUGUGGCGACUCGGGACAUCGUGCUUGGGGAAUACAUAAAGAAAUCAUUGGCACCGAGCACGUGGUCAUCUUAUGCUAAGGUUUGGAAGGAAUGGGAGGAAACUGUUGAGGAGGUAGGUGGGGACCUUUCGGAGGGCCAUAGGCUGGAUGUCUUCCUAUGGUUGUUGUGCCGGUUGUUUGCAAAGGGGGCUUCGCCGGCCAUGGUGGACAGGCAUAUGUCCGCCUUGGCUUUCUGGUUUAAAUUCCAAGGGUGGGAAGAUUUGACAAAGCAUUUCUUGGUUCGGCAAGCGGUUCGGGGUUUUCGGAGGGGAAAGGCGUCGACGGACGUUAGGAGACCGGUGUCUUUUGCGGUUUUACAAGGUUUGGUGGGAACGUUGCCGGAGUUAUGUUCCUCGCCAUUUGAGGUGGUCCUUUUUUCUGGUGCGUUUGUCUGGGCGUUUUUCGGGGCGUUUCGGAUCGGGGAGCUGGUUAGCACCAACAAAGCGGGAGUUGGUGGCUUGCAGCGCAGUGAUGUGGAAGUUAAGAGUGAUCGCGUGCAGAUUAGGUUGGGCCGAUCGAAAACUGAUGUUUUCGGCAAAGGCUGCUCCGUGGUGCUGUUCGAAUUGCCGGGGUCAGGGUUGUGCCCGGUGGCCUGCGGAUCAGGGUACCUGGGGAUCCGUCCUAACGUUAGCGGUUGUUUUUUCCUGCACGCUGACGGCACGGCGCUGUCACAGUUUCAAUUCAUUAGGAUUUUUCGUUUGGGCUUAGUGAAGCUGGGCCUGCAGCCCAUGCAAUUUGGGUCGCAUUCGUUCCGUAUCGGUGCGGCUACGGAGGCGGCACGCUUGGGUUUGGGUGACGAGCGGAUCAAGAGGAUUGGAAGGUGGGAAUCCGUGCGGUUUCGCUCGUAUGUGAGGCCUGACGGGAUGGUGGAGCUUUGAGGGGAUAAAUGGCCGGGACUGGGGGACACUGGCACUGCGGUGUAAUUAAUUUUGUCUCUUUUCAGGUUGGAAUGUUUGGUUGCUGGGACACUCGUUCGUAUAUUGGGCACAGAAGAGGGCCGCAGUUCGGAGACAAGGAACACAACUGGGCUUUCCUCUGGAACGGGCGGUCUUAUCCUGGUUUGGUUUUUGAGGUUUUAGUUGGCAGAGCUUGAGUAAUGUUUUAUUUCAAAAGGUGGCAAGGGGUCCGGUUCCGGAUGUGGUAGUGGUGCACGGUGGGGGGAAUGACUUAGGGCUGAUUCCACAACGGGAACUGUUGCGGCGAAUGAAGAGGGACAUGGAUCGGCUACGGGAGCUGGUCCCUGACGUGGUGGUGGUGUGGUCCGAGAUGGUGCCUCGUUUUACAUGGCGGCACGCCAGGGACCCUGCUGCAGUGGCACGAUGCAGGGGGAAGAUUAAUAGAGCUAUGGAAGUAUUUGUUAAUCGGAUGGGAGGAGUAGUGGUGAGGCAUCGGGAACUGGAGGGCAUGUUGCCAGGUUAUUUUAGGAGGGAUGGAGUACACCUGUCAGAGGUGGGGUGUGACUUGCUGAACUUGGGGUUCCAGGAGGGCAUAGCACGAGCCCUGUUUCAGUGUGGUGGGGGUCGCACAUGGUCUUAAGGGGUCAAGACAAGUGCUGUGGCGGAACAGGGCGUGGUUAAGUUGGAAGUUAUCAGGGAAUUGGAACUGUACAGGCCAGGGCCUAGGCUGAAGUAGGCCAGACGGUGUCAUGGUUGGUAGGUUCUAGCUCUUCGGUGGCGACGAACCUGGGGGUGUAGGGGUGUCUGGGUACACCCCUACAGUUAUCAUUAUGAUAUGGGGCCUCGUUGGUAGGCCGGAUGUUUAAAAGUUUAUUGGUAAUUGAUGUUAAUUAUUGUUCAUGUGGUAGGGUCAUUGUCAGGGGAUUGUGCGGGGGGAUAAUAAAUAAUGUCAUUUAUGACAAUGACCCUAAAUAUGUUAAUUUAUUCAUAUUAAUAAAGCUGUGGACGUUAUACUCCAACAGUAUUAAAUGUGUCCGUGUAUUAUUAAAGUUAAAGUUUAUAGCACAUGCCGAAUAACGACAGUGCAAAUGUCAAGGAGAUUGUGUGUGUGUGUGUGUGUGUAGAGGAGUCAGAGUGUAUAUAGAGAUCUAGUGUGUGUAUGUGUGUGCAGAGUAGAUGAUCCAGAGUUGGGUAAGGGAUCUAGCAUGUAUCUGGAGCAUAAUGUGUUUAGUUUUCUUUGUCUGUUAACUCACUGAGGGUGAUUUUAUAUAAGAUGUGUUAAGUCUUGGUGCAGAAAGGAGGGUUUGGGGUUUUUAGAGCACUGGGCCGACUUUGCAAUUGGGUACAACCUUUAUAGUGGUGAUGGAUUGCACCUAAACGGGAGAGGGUCUGCAGUGCUGGGGGAUAGGAUGGCUAGAAGGUUGGAGGAGAUUUUAAACUAGUAGUAGGGGGGAGGGUCAUAGCAAUCUACAAAAUGGAGAUAGGACAGAAAGGAGAUGGGCUUUAGCACAGUAUAAGGGGGGUGGAAACGGGGGGAGGGGCAAGCUCAGAACAGAGAAGCUGUGUAAUGUUGAAAAUUCACAAAAUAUACAAGUGACGCAUAAUAUUAAAUGUAUGCUUACUAAUGCAAGGAGCCUAAAUAACAAAAUGGGGGAACUAGAGGCAUUAGCAUACACUAAACAAUAUGAUAUAAUAGGCAUAACUGAAACAUGGUGGGAUGAGACACAUGACUGGGCAGCUAACUUAAAUGGGUACAUGUUAUUUAGGAAGGAUAGGAAAAACAAGAAGGGUGGUGGGGUAUGUUUGUAUGUCAAACAUGAUUUAAAGCCAAAUGUUAAGCAAAUGGAAUGCGAGGAGGAUAAUGUGGAAGCUUUAUGGGUAAAUAUCUGCUUGGGGGAAAAGAAGGGAAACCAACUAUUGGUUGGGAUAUGUUAUAAACCACCUAAUGUUAAUAUUGGCGAGGAACAACAGCUGUUUGAGCAAAUUGAGAAAGCUGCAAAUCUGGGUAACACUUUAAUUAUUGGAGAUUUUAAUUACCCGGAUAUAAAUUGGGACAGAGGGACUAGUGCCUCAGCAAAGGGAAUUAGGUUUUUAAACUUGUUAAAUGACACCUUCAUGUCACAACUUGUACAAGCACCAACUAGAAUGGAUGCUUGUCUGGACCUGGUUUUAACAAACAACGUUGAUCUUUUGACCAACAUUCAAGUAGGUGAGCACUUGGGAAAUAGUGAUCACAAUAUAGUGUCCUUUGAAAUAAACUCAAAAAAAAACAAAAGCACAUGGGGAAUACUAAAACAUAUAAUUUUAAAAAGGCCAAUUUCAAUAAGUUAAAGGAAGCUUUACAAUAUAUUGACUGGCAUAAACUCUUUAGUGAAAAGAACACUGAGGAUAAAUGGAUCAUCUUCCAACAAAUAUUACAAAGGUACAUUUCUCAGUAUGUACCGUUGGGAAAUAAAUAUAAAAGAAACAAAUUAAAACCAAUGUGGCUUAGUAGAGAAGUAAAACAAGAGAUUACAACUAAGAGAAGGGCAUUUGAAGCAUUUAAAAUCGGACAAAUCAGAUGCAUCUUAUAAAAGAUAUAAGGAUGCAAAUAAUGCGUGCAAAAAGGCAAUUAGACUUGCUAAACUUCAAAAUGAAAUAAUGAUAGCUGAAGAGAGCAAAACCAACCCCAAAGCAUUUUUUAAGUACAUAAAUUCUAAAAAAAAACAAAAUGAAAGUGUAGGUACACUAAAAACUGAAACGGGGGUGUUAAUUAAUGAAGACCAGGAAAAGGCAGGAGUUUUAAAUAACUAUUUCUCCUCUGUAUAUAUUAAGGAAGAACCCAUGGUAAUAGAUGUGCAAAUGAUUGCUACUAAAAACUUGCAGAAUAAUUGUAAUUGGUUAACUCAAGACAAGGUGCUGCGGCAACUAAAGAAAGUUAAUAUAAACAAAGCUCCAGGGCCUGACGGUAUCCAUCCACGUGUACUUAAGGAACUAAGUGCAGAAAUAAGUGAACCUCUGUUUUUGAUCUUUCAAGAUUCUUUUCUUUCAGGAAGUGUUCCGGAGGAUUGGAGGAAGGCAGAUGUGGUUCCUUUAUUUAAAAAGGGUUCAAAAUCCUUGCCUGGAAAUUAUAGACCUGUGAGCUUUCAAAUAUUUGAAAGGUUAUUAAGGGAUAUUAUUCAAGAAUUCCUUGAGAAGAACAUGGUUAUCAGCAAAAAUCAGCAUGGUUUUAUGAAGCACAGGUCAUGUCAAACUAACUUGAUUGCGUUCUACGAAGAAGUAAGUAGAAGUAUAGAUCAGGGUGUUGCCAUGGAAGUGAUCUAUUUGGAUUUUGCCAAGGCAUUUGAUACAGUUCCACACAAUAGAUUAGUGUUCAAACUCAAGGAAAUCGGUCUAGAUGAAAAUGCUUGUUCUUGGGUAGAACAUUGGCUUAAAAACAGAGUACAAAGAGUUGUCAUUAAUGGUAAAUUUUCAAGCUGGACAGAGGUGGCAAGUGGUGUCCCUCAGGGGUCUGUUCUGGGACCCCUUCUAUUUAACAUGUUUAUAAAUGAUCUUGAAGACCGCAUUGAAAGUCAUGUUUCAGUGUUUGCAAAUGACACCAAACUUUGUAAAACAAUACAAUGUGAGCAAGAUAUUACUUUGCUGCAGAGGGAUUUAGAUAGACUGGGGGACUGGGCACUCAAAUGGCAGAUGAAAUUUAAUGUUGAAAAAUGCAAAGUUAUGCACUUCGGCGUAAAGAAUACACAAGCAACGUAUACCCUUAAUGGAAGCGAAUUAGGGAUAACAACACAUGAAAAGGACUUGGGAAUUGUUAUAGACAACAAACUAUGCAACAAUGUGCAAUGUCAAUCAGCAGUGGCCAAGGCCAGUAAGGUAUUGUCAUGCAUGAAAAAGGGCAUUCAUUCUCGGGACAAGAAUAUAAUUUUGCCUCUUUAUAAAUCACUGGUAAGACCCCAUAUUGAAUAUGCUGUGCAAUUUUGGGCACCUGUUCUAAAGAAGGAUAUUAUGGCACUAGAAAAAGUGCAGAGGCGGGCUACAAAAUUAAUAAAAGGAAUGGAACAUAUCGGCUAUGAAGAAAGGUUAACAAAUUUAAACCUAUUUAGUUUAGAAAAACGUCGCCUGAGAGGGGAUAUGAUAACAUUAUACAAAUAUAUUCGGGGCCAAUACAAACCAUUGUGUGGAAAUCUAUUCACAAACCGGACUUUACAUAGGACACGAGGCCAUGCGUUUAGACUGGAAGAAAGAAGAUUUCGUCUUAGGCAAAGGAAAGGUUUUUUUACUGUAAGAACAAUCAAGAUGUGGAAUUCUCUGCCUGAAGAAGUGGUUUUAUCAGAGUCCAUACAGAUGUUCAAACAGCUACUAGAUGCAUACUUGCAAAAACAGAAUAUUCAAGGAUAUAAUCUUUCAAUGUAGGGUAAUAACUGCUUGAUCCAAGGAUAAAUCUGACUGCCAUUCUGGGGUCAAGAAGGAAUUUUUUUCCUAGCUUGUUGCAAAAUUGUGCUUCAAACUGUGUUUUUUUGCCUUCUUUUGGAUCAACAGCAAAAAACAAAUGUGAGGUAGGCUGAACUUGAUGGACGCAAGUCUCUUUUCAGCUAUGUAACUAUGUGGGCAAACACGAAAUACAGCUGCUGGAAUGAUUAGAAAAGCUCCCGCUAAAUAGACACUGAUUAUAUAAGCAUGAUACUUCAACCUGAUAGGACCGUUUUAACCAUUAUGAAAAUCUGAAAUAACUUAGGUUUACCUAUGUAGUUAUUUCAAUUCACAUUUGUGUGGUUGUUGUCAUGACUGAUUUUGGCCUGUAGAUGGUAGUUUGAGGGAAAGUUUGUGAAGUAGUUUGUCCGAGUAUGCCCCUGUUCAGUAGUUAUAGCUGUUCCCUUGAGCUUGUGAUUCCCCCAUGUGUCUUAUGGUUGAAAUGACCCGUUUGUGCAUAGAGGUUUGUGCCUGUUUGUAGUUUAGACCAUAUAAGUGCAUUCGUGUGGUUCUCGUUCGUAUAAUUUAAGCUUUUGUGUGAGCUGUCCAUUCGUGUGAGUUAGCCUUUUAUUUGAGUUUAGCCAUACGUGCGUGAGCCAUUCGUGUGUUUUAGCCAUUUCGUGUGGUUUAGUUGUUUCGUGUGAUUAGCUGUUUCGUAAGGUUUUAGCCGUUUCGUGAGGUCUUAGUCGUUUCGUGAGGUUUUAGCCGUUAGUAUGGUUUGGUCGUUCGUAUAGUUUGGUCGUAUGAGUGAAUUAGUCGUUCUUGUGAGUUUAGCCGUUCAU
Pelobates cultripes (western spadefoot toad) is the source of this 8193-nucleotide messenger RNA. Lineage: Eukaryota; Metazoa; Chordata; Amphibia; Anura; Pelobatidae. The record is from the annotation of a GenBank genome assembly.